UAAACAUGUGAUCUCUGUGUUUUUCGCUGCCGCCAGUCAAAAAUAUGAAAGGUACUGACUGAUUAGGUUUGAUUGACGGCAGCGAAGAACCAGCGUGCAGCUCGCAGACACAGAGUUCGUAUGUUUAUAAAAAUUGAAGUAACGGAUACCCGCUGUUUUUCACUCGUACCAAAUUAAGUUUUCACAGUUAAAAAAAAUCAUACAGUAAUUGAAAUGUGAGAAAAUAAUUCUUUAGUUAUAUCCUAAAACUUUGUAGGAUAGCGUUGAUUUGAUAACUCAUUAUCUCAGGAGGAUAUGGCUUUACUAUUAAUCAUAGCAAUAUAAUAAAUGUAACAAACUGUCAAAAACUACUACCGUUUGCGUUCGACCAUGAAGCGUGACCAAUUUUUCGCGCAGGUUUACUUUUCAAACGUGACAGUUUCCCAGACAUCUGUCUCCACUAGUCCAAUGAAAAUGUCGCGUUUACACCAUGAAACUUGGCGGGUUUGUCACACAGACGUUGCGCCUUUGCUUCACAUAGUUUGCACGUUUACAGAUAUUUCGAGACAGUUUGUCAGGUUUGUAGGGCAAGUAUGGAUGCAUUUCGUGUAAACAGAUUUGGACGAACAUAUCGAACUGGAGUUGCACUGGAUCAAGAUAUGAGAACAAUGAUAAUAGAUAGAAUUUUACAGGAAGGUGGCGAUCGAGCGACUGGAUAUAUUCCAAGAUCACUUCGAUAUUUUUCCGAGGAACUGCAGCUUUCCUACAACACUGUAGCAAAGAUUUGGAGGCAAUUUUGCGAGGAAUUCUCGAUUGAUUCUCGACCCAAGGGCGGCACAAAGUGGAGCAAAUUAUCAGAGGACGACUUGGAACUUAUCGAACUUUUGAAAAUCGAAAAACCGUCUAUUUCACUUGCAGAAAUAAUAACUUGCCUCGACGAAAUGGACGGUGUAGACGUGUCAAUGGCUGCUGUUUCGAGAGCAAUCAAGCAGAGACUACCUUCGGGCCCUUACACGAGAAAAAAAAUUACGAAGAUCGCUAGUGAGCGUUUUACAGCUACAAACAUAUUUUAUACACAACUUUUCAUCAAUUACUUAGCAACGAAAGAUCCUAGACGGCUGAAAUUCUUUGAUGAAUCAGGUAUAAAGUUACCAGAUGUGGGAACUAGAUUAUACGGACAUAGCUCCGCGGGAACUCGCUGCGUGGAAGUUACGAGGAAAGCAGAAUCGCCUAAUACAACCCUCAACAUGUUAGUAUCGUUGAAUGGACCUGAAUACUAUAACCUGAUUGACGGUGCGACCAAUACUUUGCAUUUUUUGGAGUUUUUCGAGGAGGCUGGGAACUGCGUGAAUUUGCAGUUUGGGCGUCCUUGUUUACAAGUUGGCGAUAUAAUAGUCAUAGACAAUUUGUCGGCCAUCAUUUCGAAGGGGGAGAAAUUCUAGAAGACUGGCUAGGAGAAAUGGGAAUAGAACUAUUGUAUUUGCCAACCUAUUCACCUGACUUAAACCCAAUCGAGCUUUGUUUUAACAAGGUGAAAACUUUGCUAAAUGGGGAACUUCAAAGCCUCACGUACACAAAUACAAAGCUUGCGUUAAUGGAGGCAGUUGAAAGAAUAACAAACCAAGACAUGGCUGGAUUCUAUAAGGCCACUUCUUAUUUGUUUGUAAAAACUUUAUUCCCAAGGCAUUAGACUUCUCGUUUUUUUUUGGGUUGAUUCAAAAAGCUAUAUAAACUGAUUGACUUCUUGUCAGAAAAGGUCAGAGAAAACGUUGUCAACAUUGAAUCAAUUUCUUUUUAAUAAAAAUACAACUCAAUUUUUUUUCAAUAAAAUACAACUUUGGUUUUUAUCUUCAAACUUGAAACCCAACAUAAUACGUUUAUAUAGAGGGAGCUUAAUUUCAAAAUCUUUUACAAUUUCAGAUCACGCACAACUGGAUAACAUAUUCAAGUAAAGCAAACGUUUUAUAUGCAGACAAAACUUCAGACCGGUGACAAGUUUAUAGUCCCGAUUAAGUGUUUUCCAUAGAUUCCUUUCUUUGGCUCAAACUUAACAGUAGAUUGGCCGCGGUUUCUGCUGCUGAGAGAUCCGUUUGUGAUUCCGGCAAAGAGGGGCAAUCAGCGGUAGAAGUUGGAUUUGUGUUCGCACAGGUUGAUGUGUAUGUUGAAGUAGGACGACUUGUCAAUUCGGUCGUUUCCGUGGGACUUGAUUCAUAGCUAAAACUUGGCACGCAAGAGCUCAUUCUGGCCAUUUCAUAAUUGUAAAAUGGAAUGCCCAUCGGUGAAUAUCCAAGUACAGGGGGAAGUACACGGUUUUUUUCAAAGGAAGGGAAAAUACCUUGAGAACUUUCUUCGUAAUUCUGGCGCAGACUUUCCCGCAUGACAAUCGCAAGCUGCUCUGCCUCUUCUCUUUGGUUUUUCGGUGCAGUGUAUAAAAGUGGGGGAGGUUCGCUGAUUUGUUCCACGUCAGAAAUAUUAUCUAGUGAACUGAAUCGUGGAAACUUGAUUCCGUGUCUUUCUAAUGUAGAUUUAGCUGGGUUAUCUUCGCGCCUUUUCUGCUUAGGCCUUGACAUACUGGUAUUGCUAAGUUCGUCACACGAGUCAAGCGCUCUUUGUAGAACCGCAGUGAUAUCCUUUUUUGCCGGUAUUUUGCCUCUAAAAUGUUUUUUUGAGUAUUGUUCGACAAGGUACACGUGCUUUCGCAGUAAAGACCAAUUUUUGUUGCCAUUUAGUAAAUAGUCGUCUCGAUUAGCUUCAAACAGGUCUGAUUCUAUUUUAUUCGUUGCUUUCUCUUUCAUUGAUUCUAAAGCAAUUGUUUUAUUAUCUAAUUCCUUCUUUAACUUGCUUAGUUCAGUUUCAUGUUUUCUAAUUUGGGUGCGUUUUUCAAGUUUAUCUCACCACUGUGAAACUUUUCCUCUCCGCAUUUGAAAACUGACGUGCAACGACCAAACUCACACGUUCGCGCGCUAUGUCCCAAACGCAAGUGGCAGUUCCUGCAAAUGUUCCCAUCACGAGGGUCGGACUUAACCCUAUCUAGUUUUGCUUGUAUUUCUUGUUCCUUGUUUUCAAGGCGACUGAUAAGUUCUUGCUUUUUGGUGAUUUCAUCUUCUGUCUUUUGGAUAUAGCGCUCGACUGGUGUUUUUUCUUUGGUGUUUUCCCGAAUUGGUGCUUGACAGAAUUCUUCCGCGUCAGAUUUGCAUGGUUGUUCUCGGCAUAAAUCAACUUUUUCAUAAUCCUCGUGUUCCAAACUACCUUUUAACUGAAGGGAUCUUCUCGCGUGCGGUUUGUCUUCCGAUGUUCGUAACUGUGAUGCUCGACUGAUUCGAACUUCCUCAACUGAUGGCGACUGAAAUGUAAAUGCUUGAACGCUGAUCGUUUUUCGUUUUGACAGAGCUUCCUUGAGUUGAAAAGAAAAAUAUACUGGAGAUAUGUCAACCUCGUGUUCUUCUUCGUUUAUAGUGAAACGAAGCGGCGCAGUAGACAAGCUUGUAACUUUGCCCAGAUGAGGGACUUCUCGCACAAUACGUUCUUUGAACGCUUGGAAAUCAUACUCCAAAAGCUCAUCUUCAGCUAUAAAAAAUGGAGUAAUUCGCUUGGAGGUGUAAUAAUCAUAUAUCACCUUGACUUGCACUAAAGACAUUUUUAGAUUUUUAAUUCAGUGAUACUAGUACAUAAAUGGAAACAAGAGAAACCUGACAAACUGUCUCGAAAUAUCUGUAAACGUGCAAACUAUGUGAAGCAAAGGCGCAACGUCUGUGUGACAAACCCGCCAAGUUUCAUAGUGUAAACGCGACAUUUUCAUUGGACUAGUGGAGACAGAUGUCUGGGAAACUGUCACGUUUGAAAAGUAAACCUGCGCGAAAAAUUGGUCACGCUUCAUGGUCGAACGCAAACGGUAGUAAUUGUAAAAUAGUAAAUGUAUUAUUAUCCCUGCAUCGUCAUCUUUUUUAGUUUUUGUACAAAGUGAAAAUAAUGGCAAAUAAAAUCACAAAAAUGUA
Actinia tenebrosa (Australian red waratah sea anemone) is the source of this 3974-nucleotide messenger RNA. RefSeq lists its product as uncharacterized. The record is from RefSeq and is a predicted model, not a curated record. Lineage: Eukaryota; Metazoa; Cnidaria; Anthozoa; Actiniaria; Actiniidae.